This is a messenger RNA of Pogonomyrmex barbatus (red harvester ant), 2946 nucleotides long. RefSeq names its product BTB/POZ domain-containing protein axundead (gene axed). Lineage: Eukaryota; Metazoa; Arthropoda; Insecta; Hymenoptera; Formicidae. Gene Ontology annotation, biological process: neurogenesis. The record is from RefSeq and is a predicted model, not a curated record. Gene Ontology annotation, molecular function: protein binding. Gene Ontology annotation, cellular component: cytosol.
UUGUUAUAGCAAGAAUUAAAUCGGCUAGUGAUGCACGAUGCGGACAAUUAUAUCGAAUUAAUCAUCAUGGAAAAAUUCGCAAUGAGGCAAAUUUUCCGGUCUUGCAAAAGCAUAUUCCGGCCGCUUCGGUUUUCUUCCAUUUUCAGAAUCUCUCUAUCUAACUUCCGCUCAUCUCUCUCCUCUCUCUUCUUUUAUCCAUCUCUGUUCCUCUCAUUGUAUCCCGUUCAUUCGUUUUCGCGCUUCCUAUCUUCGAACGAUGACGGGGAAAAAUGUCGAUGGAGUCGUUUAUUCGAGAGCUAUUCGGUGCUGCGUAUUUUUCUAGGUCGAACGCGAGUUUUCUUCGCGCGGGGGGAAAAACGACGGGGAAGGAAAGGAAGCUGGAGUAGGAGCGCAUCGGCAAGAUGAUGUAUCACGUGAUGUCAUUUAUUUCGCAAGUAUAUAUCGGAUAUAUCGGCUAUAUCGCGUCAUUUUGAAACGACAAAAGCGCGGCGUCUUAUCCGCGAUCGGUUCACUCGUCGAUUGUCGUUCGCCGGUGUAGCUCGAUCUAUAUCUCUUCCUCUCUUCCGAGGUGGUUUCGCUCGGGACUAGAUCAUCGUCAUUAUUAAGAUCGACCUCGAUCGCGCGAUCUCCGGAAAUUAGUUACGUACAGUGCAGAUGUCGAUGGAAAAGUUACGUGCAUUCCUCCUCCGUAAGAAGUGCGCGAAGACGCGUGGCGACAGCGAUUGCGACAUGGCCACGCGGUUGUUGAUCGACAAUGGGGACCGCGCGAAAACGAAGAGGAGCCGCGUAUCAAAUAGAGGUGGAAACUCAAAAUUCUCUCAUAUCCUGACUGAGAAGUGGCGCGAAAAAUCUCAAGGACUACGAAACAAAAUUUACUCCAAAAUUUUAAUCUCACCCUUGACUAUAAAAACUUUAUAUAAGGAUUUUCAAGUAGAUAUGUCUCGAAUCCCUCUUAUGGCACCUGAGAGUGAUUUACAAGUCGCAAAUCGUCAAAAUAUUGUGAUGCUGGAGGCUGGAUUGCCCGGCGAUUCAUGGACGUAUUGCGUCGAAAGAGACCGACUGGCCAGAAGAUCGGAAUGGUUUCAGGCGAUGCUUACAGGUCCGCUCGCACCACCAUUAACAGAUUCACCGCCAUUGUUGCGAUUGCAACACGUUGAUAAACGGGCGUUUGAUCAUUUUCUUAGAUAUCUUCACGACGAGCCCGUCAAUUUUAUUUCGGUGUCGACGGCUAGGGCUACGCUCGACGCUGCUCAUCAGUAUCUUUGCCCUGGAUUAGCGCGACUCGCCGUAUCGUAUCUCGAGAAACACCUCACACCAUCAACUGUACUUGAGAUUUAUCAGGGUCUCGGUCUGUUCGCGAAUGAUCUGCGAGAGGAAGAUUCUGCUUUUGACAGAUCGCCAAAUUCGCCGACGACACCACUAUCGCCCGGGGACGACGCCAGUGUGAUAGCUGCCGUGUGCACCGAACUUCUGCUCAAGUGCCUAUCUGUGAUCGAUUCGAAUCCGGCAAGAGUGCUGCAUCAGGAGCGUUUUGAGGAACUCAGUGCACAGGAAAUCGCACAAUUGGCACGUCGUGAUACUCUAAAUCUCAGCAGUGAGUGCAUCCUCUUUUCCGCAUUGGACAGGUGGGCUGCGGCCGAGUGUAGAAGACAGGGUGUCGAACCCUUGGCAGUCAAUAAAAGAGUUGUGCUCUCGGACGACGUCUGCUUCAGCGUGCGAUAUCUUCUUAUGAACGACCGGGAAUUUGUCAGUGGUCCUAUGGCGAGCGGUAUCCUGACUAAUGAGGAAUGUGUCUACAUCGUCUCUAAAAUACUCAGACAUCCUGAGAAUUCGAAAAAUGAUAGUCUUCGAAGUACCGCAGCUGUUCAUCCAUCCAGAUUAUCUAAUACACCUAGGAUUGCUUAUAAACGCGAAGAUGAAGAGUGCAACAUGUUGAGGCCAGGCAAAAAAGAACGACAGGAUAAUCGGAAAAAUAGAAGAAGAGAGUGUGCCAGUCAAGGCCAGAGGACAUGCGCUAGAAUAGGAAAUUGCCUUGUACAAAUUCUAGCCUGCGUGUUUGAUUAAACACUGACCCGUGGAAUUAUGAUUAAAUGCCGCACCAUGGAAUCGCAGCACUUCCAAAUUUUCCCACCGAAAAAUAUAUUUCGUUUUGUUAUAUCGCUUUGUCUUUUCGCUUCAUAAUUUUCGCCCGAGGAAUCGAGAUGUGAAAUGGAAAUUAAAAGCGCCAUGGAGAAUUAAAAAAAAAAAUUGAAAGUCGUUUAAUAGUUGUCUAAAAAAUAACUAUGCUACAUAAAUUUUUAUUUACAUAUAAUAAUCAAAUCCAAUCUGCAACUAAAAUCUGCAACUAAAUCCAAAUAUUUAGUAUAAUUGCAUAUCUUAUAUAUUUAAGUAAAGUUUAGAUAUUUUAAAUGUUCCUCGUUCUAAUGGCGUUUUUGGUCGAAUAAAUGCGAAAAGACAGUUAUUUUUAUCAUCGGAAUACCGCGCGAUUACACCGACUAGACAUAUUGAAAUCGAGAGAGAUAUAUAUAUAUAUAGCAAAUAUUUUUAAAGGUAAUAGAGACUGAGAUAUUGAAGAGAACAUUUUUAAACGUUUUUAGAAGCAUAUUAGAUUUCCGGCAGACUUUUAUCGGUAAGAUAUUACUUUUAGGAAACGCGUGUUGUUUUUGUUAAAAUUCGUUCAUCGCGUAAAAAUUUAGAACUAUGUUAUGCGCUACUUCCAUUAAUAUUAUAAACAUUUCGUUACUUUACACAUGUUUUGUUGCUUUGGGAGAUAUUUUAUCUUCUUGCUUGCAACUUUGCGCAAGAUCUGUUGCUAUUACAACAGUAGUCUUUCGCUAUCGAUCGAUGAAGUCAAGACUUUCGUUGUUACGAGAGAGAAUGCAUUUUUCAACGUUUUAUAAAUUUUACAAAGAAAUGAGACUUCAAGACUUUAAUUUGACUAAUCAA